UAGCCAAAAGCAGGCACCAGGAUAACUAAAGAAGAAAACAGUAAAGGAGCAAAGCAUUGAUUACAAAUGUCUUAAUAAUGAGCAAGUGUGGCAGGAAAAAAUAUAUUAAGACAAAUCUAAGACAAAUGACCAUGGAAACAAUUGAAUCUCAGCAGGAUGGAAGUAUAACAGAUUCUGUGGCAGAGAGCGAAUCCGCUCAUAUGCAGACCCAGACUGGUCAAAAUUCAAUUCCUACUUUAGCUCAGGUUUCUGUAGCUGGAUCAGGCACCGGAAGAGGCUCCCCAGCUGUAACUCUAGUACAGUUACCUUCGGGCCAAACUGUACAUGUCCAGGGAGUAAUUCAGACACCACAGCCAUCGGUUAUUCAGUCACCACAAAUACAAACUGUUCAGGUAGCAACAAUUGCAGAGACAGAUGAGUCUGCAGAAUCAGAAGGUGUAAUUGAUUCUCAUAAACGUAGAGAAAUCCUUUCACGAAGGCCCUCUUAUCGAAAAAUACUGAAUGAACUUUCCUCUGAUGUGCAUGGUGUUCCCAAGAUUGAAGAAGAAAAAUCAGAGGAAGAAGGAACACCACCUAACAUCGCUACCAUGGCAGUACCGACUAGCAUAUAUCAGACUAGCACGGGGCAAUACAUUGCUAUAGCCCAAGGUGGAGCAAUCCAGAUUUCUAACCCAGGAUCUGAUGGUGUUCAGGGACUACAGGCAUUAACAAUGACAAAUUCAGGAGCUCCUCCACCAGGUGCUACAAUUGUACAGUAUGCAGCACAGUCAGCUGAUGGCACACAGCAGUUCUUUGUCCCAGGCAGCCAGGUUGUUGUUCAAGAUGAGGAAACUGAACUUGCCCCAAGUCACAUGGCUGCUGCCACUGGUGACAUGCCAACUUACCAGAUCCGAGCUCCUACUACUGCUUUGCCACAGGGAGUAGUGAUGGCUGCCUCACCAGGAAGUUUGCACAGCCCCCAGCAACUCGCAGAAGAAGCCACACGCAAACGAGAGCUGAGGCUAAUGAAAAACAGAACUCCUUAAGUUGCCUACAGUUCCCAGGCGUGGUAGUUAUCACAGAUCACUAGAUGGAGUUUUGUACCCUGGAGAACUCGACAGAUUACCAGAAGUAGGAUCAUCAGAUACACACAUCUUUACCAGAGCUUGUUCCAGGUUUACCAAGUCAUGCUGGAUUCACCUUUUGCAUCAUCAGCAUUUUGCUCAGAAAUUCUGAAGGAGCUGAAUGUGUGGGGCUCACAUAGUAUCAUGGUUGUUUUAUAGAGGUCUUGUUAUCAAAGAUUCCUAACUUUGAUCUUUUGGAGAAAUAUGGAUACUUUAACACUGCACUUUCAGAGAUCUUAGGACCUCUGAAUAUAAUUGCCUCUCUGGUCAUAGAAUGUAUAUUAUGAAGUUCAGUUUAGAAACAUAAAGUAUGAUGAUAAUGCAAACUGUAAAAUUGUUCAUCAAUGUCUUAUUUUCACAAAGAAAAUAAAAAGAAAGGACUAGGAAAGUGGCCUUCUUAUUGUCCUUUUGCCAUUUUAUAUCUUUAGUUUUAAAUUAAAACAUUUUGUCAGAACUACCAAAAUGAAAUAAAUAUUAGGCAGUGGGUUCCAAAUAAACAUGCCCUACAGCUGCCUACACAUACAUAUGAGAUCCGUCUGAGGGAGGAAAAAAAGUCAUAAAUUUGUUUUUCUUUUAAUUAUUAGUUAAUAAUAGCUAUUGGAUAGCAUUUGUGUUUAGGCUCUGAAUAACCAAGGGGAAUGGAGGCUUAACCUUGUAGGUGGUAUUUUGAUCUUCUGUUGCUGGUCAAGAGGUACGUGCAGCCAGAACAAAGGCUCAGCCAUGUCAUCAAGGAUCCAGGCUCCCUGCUCUGUCAUCUUCAGUGUGUGACAUUCGUUCCUGUGAUCACAACAUGACUACCACACCUCCAGGCAUUUCAUCAGUCAAGAAGAAGGGAGAAGGGCUGGAGCCAAAAAAUGGAGGCUGGUUGAGUCUGACCCUUGUGAAAACUUGUCCUGGAAUAUCCUGACAGCAGCUUUUAUCCACAUUUCAUUGACUAGAAAUAGCUAAUAGAAUCCCUAGCUGCAAGGGAUUCUGAGAAGGGUCUAUUUUAGCUUCCCAAAUUCUAUUUCAGAGCAAGACAAGAGAAAAGCAGAUGAUAAAUGGCUGUUUAGGUUGUUUAAUAUCUAUCGAGUAAAUACCGUAUGCAAGUUUUAAGUGCUUUAUUUCUACUGUUUUCUUUACUGUCACAUAACUUUCACAUGGGAAGAGGUCUGGUAGCUAUCCUUACUUUACAGAUGAGGAACUGAGGUUCAGAGAGUUUACAUAACCAGUUGGUUAAUAUCACAUUACGCAAACUGGACAGAACCUGGAUAUGCAAUCAGGCAGUCUUUAUUCCGGAGUCCGUUCACUGCACUAACAGCACAGUCACCCCAAAAAGACCUCAGCAUAAGCUUCAGAUUUAACUUCAUAGAAAGGAUUUAGGUUUUACUUAUUAACAUGAAAGAACUUUUAUACAUUUUCUCUUGAUUUUUUGGCUGGCAUUUAUAAUAGAUAUUUAAUUAUAUUUCUACCAAUCCAGCAACAGCUUUUAUUCCUUUACAGCCUUGUCAGCUUUUCCUCUUUGCCAUGUACUUUCUUUUCAUGCUGAGGAUAUAUCCAGACAAAUGAAAGGCCUGAAAACUGAGCUAUUAAUAGAAGAAACAGGUGUUUUCCAUAGCUGAGAAGUACUUAGGAAUGUGCCAUCCACUAGUGUGAUCAUUUAAAGCUUUGUGCUUGGAACAUUCAUGCCGGUAACACAUGCACGCACAAAUAUGAAAUAUGAAGUGGGAAUAUUUACAAUAAAUAGUACACCUUGGUAAAUAAAACUUUAAAAAUUAAACAUCUCAUAAGUUAUUAAAAAUUAAAAUUUUAAUGGUAACUUGUUUUGUAAAAUGACUGUCUUCUUUCGGAUCUAGAAUUUAAUAUAAUGAUUUACUCAUGAAAACUUUGGUGUUCACAAAUGUAUAUUAGUUCCUUUGUGGAAGAGAGUCGAAUUGUGUUCCCAAACUUUUUAAGUGGCCAAAUUUAUAAGUGUGCUUGGAUUUAUUCUUAACUUGUCCCUGUGCAUCAUUUAGAUUAGAUUAAUCUGUAUUUAUCAGAUUCAAUUCACUUGUACAUUUGUUACUUUUUUGUUAACCAGUUUUGAGAAGUCUGAGAACUUUACGAGUUCACAGGGUGAGUGCAUUGUUCUUGGCUAGGAAGUAGGGGUUGAUCUUUUCCUGCAGUUCAUUUUCUCCUGACUCUUGCUUCCCACAGAGAAAACACAGAUAACCAGUUGUUGGUAAGAGUCAACUAUCCUAAAACAGAAUUGGCCAAAACUGUUGUACAUAUCACUUCUAGUUCCGAAUUGCAGCAAUGCUAAUUGGCAUUACAGUAAAUGGUGUUUAGACAUUCAACAAAACUUUUGUUAAAAUGUAUUUUAAUCAUCUUUCAAUGCAGGCUUUUUUGAUGUAAAGGGUACCCCAAAGGCAGUUAUUCUGAAUUGAAUAUUCCAAAAUAAAGCUGUUAUCAGAGGGUACAUUCUAUAGGGGAAUUAAGUGAUGUAGUUGCUACUCCCUCCCACCCUGAAAAAAUGCAGAAAGAGAAAGUGUUGAUCGUGUUCACUUUUUUUUUUUUUUUUUUGGUGGGGUUAAGCAUGAGAAUGACCAUAACUUGUGUACAUAUUUGUGUUUGUUGCUUUGGCUGCUUGUCUGUUCUUAACUUUGGGCAUGGCUACAGUGCUUUAAAAUUCAGUAUAUUGGAUAGUAAAUGCAUUUGAUGAGAAAACAGUCUUGAAGUACACUUUUGAGUUAUUCUGUAGCUUCCUUUUCAUGAUUUUAAUUGUGGUGUUCUCACGUUCCUGGAUUUAAAUCAUCUGAAAUGUUGAGUAUUGUAUUAUGUACCCUCCCUUCUUUCCUUCUUUAAUUUCCAUGAACAGAGUCCAUUUCAUUUUGGUUUAUGAAAAUAAGCAUGAUUUAUGAUUUAUUUAUUGUUGUUUUUAUCCAUGUUGUUUUCUAGCCAAUAAACCGUUUCUUGCAGUCA
Messenger RNA from Pteropus alecto (black flying fox), 4043 nucleotides. RefSeq names its product cAMP responsive element modulator (gene CREM). Gene Ontology annotation, cellular component: ATF4-CREB1 transcription factor complex; nucleus. Bases 78 to 1025 code for a protein of 315 amino acids. The transcript has 10 exons. Gene Ontology annotation, molecular function: DNA-binding transcription factor activity, RNA polymerase II-specific; RNA polymerase II cis-regulatory region sequence-specific DNA binding; protein binding. Gene Ontology annotation, biological process: regulation of transcription by RNA polymerase II. Lineage: Eukaryota; Metazoa; Chordata; Mammalia; Chiroptera; Pteropodidae. The record is from RefSeq and is a predicted model, not a curated record.